This is a messenger RNA of Penaeus indicus, 1212 nucleotides long. RefSeq names its product balbiani ring protein 3-like. Gene Ontology annotation, molecular function: growth factor activity. The transcript is spliced from 6 exons. Lineage: Eukaryota; Metazoa; Arthropoda; Malacostraca; Decapoda; Penaeidae. The record is from RefSeq and is a predicted model, not a curated record. Gene Ontology annotation, cellular component: membrane. The coding region runs from base 145 to 744 and encodes 199 amino acids.
ACCAUCUGUCGUCACUUGCGCCUCGACUCUCGUGAAGACUAGAAGUGGAGGCUCACCUGUCACUCAGACGACGAAGGAAGAAGUCUGUUGAAGUGAAAAAAAGUGUUUAAAGUUCGGUUUCGUUUUUUUUUGUGAUUCGUCAAAAUGCUCAGAAUUCCUGCACUCGUCCUGCUGUUGGUGGUGUCCGUCUAUGGCGGCCAGAGCUGCUGGGACCGCCGAGAGCACAGGAAUAUUCGCGAGUUGGUGAGGAGCGUCACGUGCAUGGACCGGCCACGCAAGACACUCGUCCCUCUGGCCGUUCCCAAGGGCUUCGACUGGGUGUACCCGAGCGUGGUGGAGGUGCCCAGGUGCGCCGGGCAGAUGUGCAUUCAGCUGGACCAAGAAUGCGUUGCCACAGAAACCAAGAACAUGACGAUCACGGUCAAUGCUCACAGACUGAACUCACUGAUGGAGUAUGAAUGUGUUACCCUCACCGUGCAGGAAGACAUCAGCUGUGGUUGCAAUUGCGAGAGGUCCCAGGACAGCUGCGGUGCAAAUGAGGUGUUCAACAGCAACUUCUGCCGCUGCGAGUGCAAGCGAGGGCUGAAGAACGAGUGCAAGGAGAAGAUGGACAAGAUGCCCGGCCUCUUCAUGUGGGACGAGAACUCUUGCACUUGCCCUUGCAACAACCAGCACGUCAAGUGUGGAGACGGCCAGGUGUUCGUGCAAUCGACGUGCGAAUGCCUUUACGUGAUGGAGUCUUAAGACGAAAGAGAAGCGACGAGAGAGAAUAAUCGGUAAAGAAUUAAAAUGCGGGGAGGAGAGGGAGAGGGAGAAGGAGAAAAGGGAGAGGAAAGGAAGGAUAAUGCUAACAGAAAUAACCAAAAAAAAGCAGGAGAAAGAGAGAGGAGAAGAGGAAGAAGGAGACAGAGAAAAGGGAGAGGAAAGAAAUGAUAAAUGAUAAUAAAAAGGUUAAAAAAGAAGCAGAAGGAAGAAGCGUAGAUGGCGAAAUAUGGGACGAAAGGCGGGACAGUACGGAAGGAAAGGAGAAGAAAAGGUGAAAUGAAAGAAAUGAAGAAAGGGAGAGAAGCGGAAGAGGAACCAGAGGCAGCCGAAGCAGAUGUGUUUUCCAAAGGAAUCAUCUGUUCGAUAUCCAUUAUACUUAUGUUAUCAGCACUCACUUUUGUACUCUGUUAUUCACCGAAUAAAGGAAGCUGAGACUGAGCAGGAAAA